AUGAAAAGUAUCAGACAGUGCACAGUGGUGGCGCUUUGGGCUUUUCUUGUGCUUACGGGCGCAGUCAUGGGCCAGAAAAAAAGACGCCAGAGCAAAAACAGCAAAAGCGCGUCCAGUGGCAAAAAUCUUUUUGAGGUGGACAUUGAGAAUAAAUUAAACAGCGAUGUUCUGCUGGGAAUCGAUAAAAUCCUGCACCCCUCCAAGCCCAAGGAAAUUGGGAAAGACAUAGUGGCACUGCGCGUGUCAGGCGAAGAGGGCCCCGUCAAUGAAGUAAUUGAGAAACUCAGAGACGUAAAAAAGGCUGAUAUUGUCCUCACGUACAUCACAGACCUAAAAAACAUACUGGAAAACAUACCCACCACUAACUCAUCUGAGAAGUCUGUAAACAGCAGGAUAAAGAACAUAGUUGAAAUGAGAGCAGUCUGCAUGCUCUCCAACAAAAUCCUCAUUCCUUCUCUUGCUGACAAACAGAUGCUUACAAGCCUGUGCGGUGUGCCUGAAGACAAAAUAGUCAUCAUAAAGCCAGUGAAAAAGAUGAUAAAGAACACGACUUCAGCAACGAUUAAAAAUGCGACUGUGCCCAAUGGGCUGUACGUUCUGUACGCAAAUGCCAACAUCCACAUAAACGUAGAGGUAAAAAACAACGCAUUUGAAAAAAUAUACGUCAGAGCUGUCAAGGAAGAGCCCUUCUUCAUUGUCAAAAAUAUUCUCUGCAAAAAAGGCCCCUAUGAAAGGAGGAUGUACGAAGCAUUUGCUGAAGUGUCAAAGAACGACGUAAAUCUGAGCAUCACAGAAACCGAUAUAUUCAGUGCGCACAACAGAAAUCUAGUUGUGUCUUCUGGUGGAGUAAAGGUCUCCAUCAACCCGCGCAAUAUGUCUGUGACAGUAACUGCAAAAAAAUACUCGCUGAAAAAUGCAGGACUGAUCAGAGGAUUCAACAAAAAGAGAUGGCAGCUCAAAGAGAGCUACAACAAGUUCAACGUAAACCACCCUCUGCUAAGGCACAAAAAAGGCGAUGUCACCGUAUACCUGUACAAUAUGCCCAGAAGAUUUACCAACGAGAUGUUUGAUCCCCAUCUGAAAGCAUCGCCACUGAAGAGAGUCCUUGUGACGGGGUGGUUUGCAUCGUCUGGGUUUGGAGUGGUCUCAAAAGAGUUCUUGUUGGAGCUAGCCACAAACCAGAAACUCAUCCUUAGAUCCACUGCUUUUGAUAUGUACGCUCUGAGGAACCCAAGCGACAUAACCGGUCUUAUCGUGCAGACAUACCUCCUGGAAAGCGACCAAACUAACUCGCACAAUGCGAUCAAUGUCCCCGGGAAAUUCUCUACCCCAGGAGUGGAGGUGAGGAACAGAUUCCCUGUGGAUCUCAGCAAAGUAAGGCCUGGAUACAACAAGAUAUUCCUGCACUUCCCGUGGGAGUUCAGUCUUAUUCCCAGCGCGUGGAUAGAUCCUAUAAAAGAGUCUCCUGUGAUUGAUGUCAUUGUGCCGUCCAUCUUUGCGAAGAACAUACACAUGGAGAGCGGCAUUCAAAGAGAAAGAAUCCACGUGGUGCCCCACGGUGUAGCCUACACGUCUCUCCACACCAUGCGCAGUCUCGAGGAAAAACAGAAGAACAUUUCUAUUGCAAAGCUGUUCGACUGCCCGUCAAACUACAUAAGGUUUGUGAUGAUAGGAGGUGCUCUUAAGAGAAAGGGUCUUGACACGGGAAUCAAAGCGUACAUAAACGCGUUCAAAGGAAAUGAAAAAGUGGUGCUCCGCAUACACGCAGCAUACGGCGAUGGAAAUGUGUUUGAUGACAUCAAAGAAAUCCUGCACAAAAACAAGAUGGAAAACGGUCCAAAGAUAGUGUACACACAGAGCUAUCUCUCCGACAAAAAGAUAAGAGCUCUUCUCUCGCUUGCCCAUUAUAAUAUUGCGCCAUUCAAGGGAGAAGGCUUCGGACUCAACAUCCUCGAAGGAAACGCCAUGGGAGCCAUUCCCAUUGUGACAAAAGCAAGGCCUGCAACGGAGUUCUGCGACACGAAAAACUCUUUCUUCAUCAAGUGCAAGAAAGCCAAGUUCAACUGUCCUCCAGUCAUGACAAGUAACAAUGGAAAGAUCUCCAUGUUUGGGCUGAGUCUUCCAGACUAUCCAAAAUGGUACGAGCCUAGCGAAGCCCAUCUGGCAACGCUUCUGAAAAAGGCAUACGCUGUGGCACAGACGAAGGAGUACAAACAAAUGAGAGCAAACACAAUAAAGUCUGCAUCAAAGCAAACAUGGAGCUCGCAGCUCAUGAUACUCGAGAAUCUGGUCCUGGGCGAGAAGAAAUAA
Messenger RNA from Nematocida minor, 2310 nucleotides. RefSeq lists its product as uncharacterized. Lineage: Eukaryota; Fungi; Microsporidia. The record is from RefSeq and is a predicted model, not a curated record. The transcript has a single exon. Gene Ontology annotation, molecular function: glycosyltransferase activity. Bases 1 to 2310 code for a protein of 769 amino acids.